CCAUCUGUCUAUUCUGAUUCAAUCUGCAUUCUUAGCUUCAGUCUUAUUGGAUUCAUAAGCAAGGAGUCGGGGAAAUCAGAAGGAUUUGAACCCUAAUUUCUGGCAAAUCGGCAGAUUGAACAAUGUCGGGGGUCACGAACACGCAGCAGGAGGAAGACAAAAAGCCCAACGAUCAAUCUGCGCAUAUCAAUCUGAAGGUCAAAGGCCAGGAUGGGAACGAGGUGUUCUUCAGGAUUAAAAGGAGCACUCAGCUGAAGAAACUAAUGAAUGCUUACUGUGAUCGACAAUCUGUGGAUCUGAACUCCAUUGCUUUUCUAUUCGAUGGUCGUCGUCUUCGAGCAGAGCAAACUCCCGACGAGCUAGAGAUGGAGGAUGGGGAUGAGAUUGAUGCAAUGUUGCACCAGACGGGUGGAUCCAGUGGUUGAAGUACGUGGGGUGUUGGAUAUGCUCCUUUAGUAUUUAGUAUUUUAUGUGUGUCAUAAUUAUCUGCUUAAGCCAGCAGACUUCUAAUCCCUGAUGUCAAUAUUAUUAUUAUUAUCUUCUCGUAUCACUUGUUGUUACUUGGGUGGUUGUAUGGAUUGAAAGCUUCAGCAGGAAGCAUUAGUAGCACAUUUGGGAAGUUAAUUACAAUGUACCAACCUGUUUUUUUCCUCCUC
Cucurbita moschata (crookneck pumpkin) is the source of this 656-nucleotide messenger RNA. Its product is annotated as small ubiquitin-related modifier 1. Gene Ontology annotation, molecular function: protein tag activity; ubiquitin-like protein ligase binding. The transcript is spliced from 4 exons. Gene Ontology annotation, biological process: protein sumoylation. The record is from RefSeq and is a predicted model, not a curated record. The coding region runs from base 123 to 425 and encodes 100 amino acids. Lineage: Eukaryota; Viridiplantae; Streptophyta; Magnoliopsida; Cucurbitales; Cucurbitaceae. Gene Ontology annotation, cellular component: nucleus.